Malania oleifera is the source of this 1831-nucleotide messenger RNA. Its product is annotated as probable purine permease 5. The transcript has 3 exons. Gene Ontology annotation, cellular component: membrane. Lineage: Eukaryota; Viridiplantae; Streptophyta; Magnoliopsida; Santalales; Ximeniaceae. Gene Ontology annotation, molecular function: purine nucleoside transmembrane transporter activity. The record is from RefSeq and is a predicted model, not a curated record. Bases 267 to 1337 code for a protein of 356 amino acids.
AAAAUACUUACUCUUGACUAUGGAAACAAGCGCGCAUCAAGCAAUGCAGUGCUGGAACCUGCUGGUUACAACUAUGCCCAACAACCCCUCUUCGGCGGUUCAACCAAAUAUAUUAUUUCAAGAAACCGAUAUGCACGUUGAACAAUACCGGCAGCCCUGCAGGAUUUUAGCUUGGACUAUUUGUCUGGGUCUCUUCUGCUCGCAGUUUUCUAGUCUCUGAAACAGCAAGGCAGCCUCUGCUCUUUUCUGUUUGGGAAUUUAAUUCAAUGCCAGAAAUGCAUGAGCCAGAAAGAAUGGAGCCGGCAUUGCCAAAACCAACUGAUACAUUAUGGGACCACAUUUCGACCUAUAGGACCAUAGCAUUUGAAACAUACAAAAGCAAACCAAUAUCAUAUUGGAUUCUUCUAGUAUUAAGCAGUGGAGCAAUGCUUGUAGCAUUCCCUGCUUCCAGCCUCUUAUCUCGUGUCUAUUAUGCCAACGGGGGCAAGAGCAAGUGGAUCAUUUCAUGGGUGGCAGUUGCAGGAUGGCCUCUGACUCUCUUGAUCUUACUUCCUACAUACUUCUUUUGUAAUGCACGUCCUACUCCUCUAAAUUUCAAACUUGGUAUUUCUUACGUUGUGUUGGGUUUCUUAAGUGCUGCGGACAACCUCAUGUAUGCAUAUGCCUAUGCCUACCUCCCAGCUUCAACUGCUUCUCUUUUGGCAGCAUCAUCCCUUGUGUUUUCUGCACUGUUUGGACAUGUUCUUGUGAAGAACAAACUAAAUGCCUCGGGUAUAAAUGCCAUUGUGAUAAUAUCAGCUGCUAUGGCAAUCAUUGCCUUGGAUUCAAAUUCAGACCGUUAUGGAAAUUUCAGUAACGCCCAGUACAUCAUGGGUUUCAUAUGGGAUAUUAUUGGAUCUGCUCUUCAUGGACUCAUCUUUGCUCUUUCAGAGCUAAUUUUUGUGACGUUGCUGGGUAGAAGGUCCUUCCAUGUUGUGCUGGAGCAGCAAGUCAUGGUGUCCUUAUUUGCCUUUGUGUUUACCUCAAUUGGAGUCAUUGCAAAUAAUGAUUUUGGGGGAAUGAAGUCUGAGGCUAGAAAUUUCAAGGGUGCGAAAGGUUCAUAUUACCUGGUUCUGGUCUGGGGUGCCAUCACCUUUCAGCUGGGGGUUUUAGGUGGCACUGCUGUGCUUUAUUUGUCUUCCACCGUGGUUGCUGGAGUUCUAAAUGCAGUAAGGGUACCACUCACAAGCAUUGCGGCUGUUAUAUUGUUAAAUGAUCCCAUGAGUGGUUUCAAAAUCCUCUCUGUCAUCAUUACCUUUUGGGGAUUUGGUUCCUACAUCUAUGGCAAUCCCUCUUGAGUAAAUUUCCUAGCUGAUAUACUUGUUACUCCUUUGUGACCAUUUGGUCAGUCCAAGAAUACAGCCUCUCUGAAUAAAAGCAAAGAUAAGGCUAUGUACAUUGUGAAGAUCCUCUCCUAUCCUCACAAAGCAAGGUGCCUUGUAUCCUGGGAUUAGUACUUAAGAAAGCUGUCGAAGGAGAGACUGAGAAGGGCUUGGAGCUUCUGCAAAUUAGUGUGUUGGUCGAUGCCCUGCAUAUGCAGAUAUAAUCAAGAACCUUUUCUUGCAGGUAUUGCAGAAUGUUAGUUGAAAAUAAUGUAGGAAUAAGAUGAGGAAACGCUGCAGAACAGAAAUUUACUUCAAGGCACGUUACAAUGUCGUUUUCCUCAAAACAUUAUUUGUCCGCACCAGAUUGGUAUGUAUUGGGUCAACAAAUACAUUUCCAUGAUACGAUGAAGCUUAGAAUAUGAUCUGAUAUCAAUUUACAUUAUACACAAACGAAAAUUGAUCACAAA